AUGUGGUUCAUAGCUAUAUUAGCUUAUAUCCCAAUCUUCAUACAAUUGAGUUUUGUUGGAGCUACUGGCGUUUCUACUGCUCAAUGUGCAAUCUAUGGGAAUUGCGGUAAGAAAUCCUUAUUUGGAACAGAAUUGCCAUGUCCUGUUCAGCAGGAUUUCCAACCCGAACCAGCAUCAGAUGAAUUGAAAGAAUUGGUCGUAAGCGUGUGUGGAGAAGAAUGGCAAGAUAUUGAUACUCUUUGUUGCACUAAAGAUCAAGUGGUAAAUUUAAGGAAUAAUUUGAAAAAAGCUCAAAACAUAAUAGCAUCAUGCCCAGCAUGUACUAAAAACUUCAACAACUUAUUCUGUCACUUUACAUGCUCCCCUGAACAGAGGAAUUUUAUCAAUGUCACUAAAACCCAAGAGUCUAUGGAUCACAAAGAGGUUGUAUCUGAAUUAGACUUCUUUGUAAAUUCAACAUGGGCUUCAGCGUUUUAUGAUUCCUGUAAAGAGGUGAAAUUUUCUGCUACCAAUGGGUAUGCUAUGGACUUAAUUGGUGGUGGAGCUAAUGACUACCAACAUUUUUUGAAGUUUCUUGGUGAUGAAAAGCCACUAAUCGGCGGUUCUCCGUUUCAAAUCAAUUACCUCUACAAUUCAAAUUAUCCAUUCAGAGAAUUCAAUGACGCUGUAUAUGCCUGUGACGACCCGCAGUACAAAUGUGCUUGUGCAGAUUGUGAUUCUUCAUGCCCCCGUUUAGAUCCUUUAAAAAAAGGUACCUGUAAAGUCGGCAAGUUGAACUGUUUUUCCUUCUCAGUUUUGAUGGUUUAUGCAGCAUUAUUUGCUGCUAUUGGAAUAUUCCAUAUCUAUCUUUUCAAAUUCAAGGGAAGAAAGUCGCCUAUAAUCGAUGAAGAUCAUUCGGCAAUCAAUUCUAGAAUGACGUCUAGAGAUCGGCUCUUCGAGAUGUAUGAUACUAAGUCCUAUAAUAUCAACAGUAAGAUCUCUUCUGCACUGGGCGGAGUGUCACGCUACGCUGUCAAUAAUCCCUAUUUUAUAUUGGCGCUUACCGCUGGGAUUGUGGCCGUUCUGGGAUUGUCAUUAUACGAGUUUGGUGAGCUAGAGACUGAUCCAAUAAACUUAUGGGUUAACAAGAAUGAUCCCAAAUAUCAGGAAAAAUUGUAUUUUGAUGAAAAAUUUGGUGAAUUCUACAGAGUGGAACAGGUCUUUGUUGUCAAUGAAACUGGAUCUGUCCUUUCUUAUGAUACAAUGAAAUGGUGGUUUGACGUGGAAAAGCAUAUAACAGAAUCUAUCAAAUCUGUUGAUGGUGUCAGUUAUCAGGAUCUAUGCUUUAGGCCUACAGAUGAAUCUACAUGUGUGGUGGAAUCUUUCACCCAGUAUUUUCAAGGCGAACUACCUCCUGAGAUCGGUUGGAAAGAUCAACUAAAAGCAUGUACUGACUCGCCAGUGAACUGUCUUCCAACUUUUCAGCAGCCCUUACCAGAAAAUCUUCUAUUCAGCGAAGAUAACGUCUUUGCAUCUCAUGCAUUUGUAGUGACAUUGCUAGUGGAUGACCACUCUAAUGCCGCUGUUCUGUGGGAAGAAGAAUUGGAAAGGUAUCUUUUGAAUUUAGAUAUUCCAGAAGGAUUGAGGAUAAGUUUCAACACGGACAUGUCUCUUGAAAAAGAGCUCAAUGGUAAUAAUGAUGUUUGGAUUGUCUGUGCAUCAUACUUCGUCAUGUUUCUAUAUGCCUCAUGGGCAUUGCGGAAAAAUGGUGUGGAGAGUAGAUGGCUCUUGGGGUUUGCAGGUAUUACAGUAGUUGCAUUUUCCGUAGUUUGUGCUGCAGGUCUUCUGAGCUUAUUGGGGCUAAAAUCUACUUUGAUUAUCGCAGAAGUGAUUCCAUUUUUGAUUUUGGCCAUAGGGAUUGACAAUAUCUUCUUAAUAACCCAUGAAUAUGACAGAAUUGCAGAUGAAUGUCCAGCGAUGGCCACUGGUGAUAGGAUAGUGAAAGCUGUUCAGCGAAUUGCUCCAUCGAUUCUAGCAUCUCUUGUCUGUCAAGCUGGAUGUUUCCUUAUUGCAGCAUUUGUCUCAAUGCCUGCUGUUCACAAUUUUGCGCUUUAUUCUGCUUUAGCAGUUUUCUUCAACGUGGUUCUGCAAUUAACCGCCUAUGUGGCAGUUUUAGCUCUUUAUGAAAGGGAAUUUUCGGUCCGAUUACCAGUGGGAGUUGAAAAGGAGAGCACGAUAUUUGGUCCCAAAUAUUUCAAUUUUGUCUCUAAAAAGAUGAAAGUUUUGGGUUUAUUUGUUUCUUAUGCCCUUAUAUCUUUAAUAUUCGUCCCUGGGAUUGAAUUUGGAUUAGACCAAACUUUGGCAGUCCCUCAAAACUCCUACCUGGUUGAUUAUUUCAAGGACGUUUAUCAAUAUUUGAAUGUGGGUCCACCAGUAUUUUUUGUAGUCAAGGAUUUAGAUCUAACCAGGAGAGAAAACCAACAAAAAUUAUGCGGCAAGUUUACUACCUGUGACGCUAUAUCUCUGAACAAUGUCUUAGAGCAAGAGAGAAAACGUUCAACAGUUACCGAACCUGUUGCAAAUUGGCUUGAUGAUUUUUUAAUGUUUUUGAAUCCACAAUUAGAUCAAUGUUGUCGCUUUAAGAAAGGGUCUCAUGAUGUCUGUCCCCCAACUUUUCCAACUAGACGUUGUGAAACCUGUUAUGAAGAAGGCCAAUGGAAUUAUGAUAUGUCCGGAUUGCCUGAAGGACAGAAAUUUCUUGAUUUCAUGGAUAUUUGGAUUAAUUCUCCUAGCGACCCAUGCCCUUUGGGUGGUAAGGCACCAUAUUCUCGUGCAAUUGCGUAUAACGGAACCUCUAUUGAAGCUUCCACUUUCAGAUCAUCUCACAAGCCACUUACCUCACAGAAUGAUUUCAUCCAAGCCUAUGACGACGCUAUCAGAAUAAGUCAGUCCUUUGAAGAUUUGGAUGUCUUUGCAUAUUCUCCAUUCUACAUUUUCUUUGUACAAUACAAAUCACUGUUGUCAUCUACGUUGAAAUUGAUAGGAGGUGCUCUUGGUCUAAUCUUCGUGGUUUCUGCAGCUUUAUUGGGUUCGAUCCAAACCGCAGUCAUAUUAACGAUUACAGUUUUAAUGGUAUUGGUAGAUAUUGCAGCUUUCAUGGCAUGGUUCCAGAUCCCUCUAAAUGCCGUUAGUUUGGUGAAUUUCAUUAUUUGCGUGGGACUGGCAGUAGAAUUCUGUAUUCAUAUCGCCAGGGCUUUCACCAUUGUUCCUUAUGGUACAAAGAAAGACAGAGAUUCAAGGAUUAAAUACGCCAUGACUACAGUAGGUGACUCGGUCUUUAAAGGUAUUACGAUGACAAAGUUCAUAGGAGUAUGUGUGUUAGCGUUUGCUAAGUCCAAGAUCUUUCAGGUGUUCUACUUCCGUAUGUGGUUCUCAUUGAUCAUACUAGCCUCAGUACACGCUCUAGUCUUUUUGCCAAUUUUAUUAUCGCUGGCCGGUGGUAAGAGCUAUGUGGAUGAAUCAAUGGAUGUAGAACCAAGAGAUGGCAAUUCAGAGAAUAAUUAA
This is a messenger RNA of Zygosaccharomyces rouxii, 3543 nucleotides long. It is a transcript of the gene NCR1, whose product is annotated as sphingolipid transporter. Gene Ontology annotation, cellular component: membrane. Lineage: Eukaryota; Fungi; Ascomycota; Saccharomycetes; Saccharomycetales; Saccharomycetaceae. The coding region runs from base 1 to 3543 and encodes 1180 amino acids. The record is from RefSeq and is a predicted model, not a curated record. The transcript has a single exon.